Chaetomium strumarium is the source of this 1608-nucleotide messenger RNA. Its product is annotated as general substrate transporter. Gene Ontology annotation, molecular function: carbohydrate:proton symporter activity. Gene Ontology annotation, cellular component: membrane. The record is from RefSeq and is a predicted model, not a curated record. Lineage: Eukaryota; Fungi; Ascomycota; Sordariomycetes; Sordariales; Chaetomiaceae. Bases 1 to 1608 code for a protein of 535 amino acids. Gene Ontology annotation, biological process: carbohydrate transport; transmembrane transport. The transcript has 4 exons.
AUGGGCUUCUUCAACAGCCUGAGCGGCAACUGGCUGGUUGCCGCCAUCACCGUGGUCAAUGCGGUCUCCAUGUCAUGGUUCGGCUAUGACCAGGGCGUCUUCUCGGGCGUGCUGAUCUCGGCCGACUUCAAGCACUGGUUCCCCGAGACCAAGCAGGCCAACAUCUCGGGCAUCACGUCCAGCUGUUUCUCGCUCGGCGCCUUCUGCGGCGCCAUCUUUGCCUUCACGCUCGGCGACAAGCUCGGCCGCAAAAAGACCAUCGCGCUCGGGCUUGUCGCCAAUGCCGUGGGUGCGGUUCUUCAGAUCGUCUCGUGGCAUCUGCCACAGAUGAUCAUCGGCCGUGUCAUCAACGGCUUCGGCAUGGGUCUCACGUCGUCCACCUGCCCCGUCUACCAGGCCGAGUGCUCCCGCCCCGCCGUCCGCGGCAAGCUGGUCGUCGUACAAAGCGUGUGCAACACCGCGGCUUUCUGCCUGGCCAACUGGAUGAACUACGGCCUGUAUUUCUCGGGCGGCCCGCUGCAGUGGCGCUUCCCGCUGGGAUUCCAGCUCAUCUUCCCGGUUUUCGUCACCAUCGCUCUGCUGUUCGUUCCGGAAUCGCCCCGCUGGCUGCUGCUCCGGGAUCGCCACGAGGAAGCGCUCGAGAUCAUCGCCCGGCUGGAGGGCAAGGGAGUCAGCAUCCACAACGAGGCGGUCACGGCCGAGUUCCUGUCCAUCCGCACGGCCAUCCACAACGAGCGCAAGGAUCGAGCGCCCUUCAUGGAUGUCAUCACGUUCAAGGACAAGCAGCAGAACCUCAGGCGCCUGUUCCUGUCGAUGGGCACGCAGUUCAUGCAGCAGUUCUCGGGCGUCAACGCGCUGGGCUAUUAUCUGCCCACGCUUCUGCAGCAGAGCGUCGGCUUGGACGAGCAGACCGCGCGGCUCAUGACGGGCGUCAACGGCACCAUCUACCUGGGCGCUGCGCUCUGCUGCAUCCUGAUCAUUGACCGGUUUGGACGCAGAAAAAUGAUGCUCUACGGUGCCACCACCAUGGGUGCCUGCUAUCUCAUCGCAUCCAUGUGCCUCCGCGCCGCGCAGGCGGGCGACGCCGACAAGAAGCAGAUGGGCAACGUCACCACGGCCAUGUUCUUCCUAUACUACUUCUUCUACGGCACCAGCUUCGCCAAGGUGCCCUGGGUGUACAACUCGGAGGUCAACUCGCUCGGCUGGCGGACGCGCGGCGCGGCGGCGGCCACGGCGACCAACUGGAUGGGCGGCUUUAUCGUCACGCAGUUCACCAAGGUCGGCGUCGACAACCUCCGCUGGGGGUUCUACCUCAUGUUCGCCCUCUUCUGCUGGGCCUACUUCCCCGUUGUGUUCUUCCUGUACCCGGAGACGUCGCGCCGCACGCUCGAGGACAUGGACGAGCUCUUCAUGUCCUACCCGGGCGCCCUUGUCUUCAACAAGCCCGAGCUGACGCAGCGCCGCCGGCCCCAGGCUUUCAAGGACGCCGAGCAGAGACGCAUUGCCGACGGCGCGGCAACUGAUGAGAUUGGCGGCGCUGUGCUGGACAAGAAGGACCUCGAAAAUGUCAAGUCGGCGCACAUCGAACGGGAGACAGCUGAUGUUUGA